ACGGAUCACUCACUCCCUCGCUAGAAAAAAACCCCAUUUCUUGGUCUUGCUUAUUUUAUUGGUCUAAGUUCUCUGUUUUCUUCUUCUUUUAUGAUUUUUAGCUUUGCAUGAUGGAGCUUCGACUGGGUCUCGCUCUUCCAGCCUAUGGUUUCGACGCUAAUAAGGUGUCUGCUGGUAGCUCUGGCCAAGUGAUCAUGAUCAUGAAUCAGGGUAUGCUUCAUUCGUGGUUGUCUACUGGAACAUAUUCUGCUUCUGCUGAAGAUGAUUUUAGCACCAACAACCAAAAACGUAGUUUUUAUGAUGCCUUCGAGGAGACAAAUGACGUGCCUCGGACGUUGCCUCUUUUGCUUUGGAAUAAACAACCUAACGAGGAAGAAGAUGAUGAACAUAAAGAUCUUGAUAAAAGCUUCCCUUUUGCCUUGAACAGAGCUGAUGGAGAUGGUGAUGGAAUAGUAGGGUGGCCACCGAUUAAGUUCCGGAGGAGGAAGCUUAGCCACAGGAGUAAAGAAAAACGACCGGAGAAUGAUCGGGCGGUGGACAGUGGAUGCGUCGAUUGUCAUGGUAGACCAUCAAAGUCCAUGUACGUUAAGGUGAAGAUGGAAGGAGUAGCCAUAGGAAGAAAAAUCGACCUUAGUCUCUGCACUUCUCUUCAAGCUCUUGAACAAACCUUGCAUGGCAUGUUUGGGAUACGACAAGAAAACUGCAGCAGCUAUAAACUGACUUUUCAGGACAGGGAAGGUGACUGGCUACUUGCUGAUGAUGUAUCAUGGAGAAGUUUCAUUCGGUCAGUGCAACGCCUAAAAUUGAUAAGGAACAGCAGGUGACUUCAUGGGCUCUGGCUCACCUCAUCAGUGAGGAUUUUGAUUUGGGGUAGUUAAAUGUUGUGGAUUCUGCUCUGUUAGCUACUCUACUAGGACCCGUACUAGGAAGGGAAUUCAAUUGGGUCCCUCCCUCUAGAAUUGUAGUUUAUAUUUUGAUUAAUGCCUUAAUGACUGUAUCUACUAUGUAGUUAA
Manihot esculenta (cassava) is the source of this 1013-nucleotide messenger RNA. RefSeq names its product auxin-responsive protein IAA31. Lineage: Eukaryota; Viridiplantae; Streptophyta; Magnoliopsida; Malpighiales; Euphorbiaceae. Gene Ontology annotation, biological process: regulation of DNA-templated transcription. The transcript is spliced from 4 exons. Gene Ontology annotation, cellular component: nucleus. Bases 108 to 824 code for a protein of 238 amino acids. Gene Ontology annotation, molecular function: protein binding. The record is from RefSeq and is a predicted model, not a curated record.